This is a messenger RNA of Nannospalax galili (Upper Galilee mountains blind mole rat), 1982 nucleotides long. RefSeq names its product keratin, type II cuticular Hb6. Gene Ontology annotation, biological process: keratinization; intermediate filament organization. The transcript has 9 exons. Gene Ontology annotation, cellular component: keratin filament. The record is from RefSeq and is a predicted model, not a curated record. Lineage: Eukaryota; Metazoa; Chordata; Mammalia; Rodentia; Spalacidae. Gene Ontology annotation, molecular function: structural constituent of skin epidermis. The coding region runs from base 65 to 1534 and encodes 489 amino acids.
CCACGUCCAUUGCACCUCCACUUGGACUUCUUCAGCCUCAGCCUUCUUUCUCCCUCACAGCACCAUGACUUGUGGAUCCUACUGUGGUGGCCGCGCCUUCAGCUGCGCCUCGGCCUGCGGGCCCCGGCCAGGCCGCUGCUGCAUCUCCGCCGCCCCCUACCGCGGCAUCUCCUGCUACCGCGGCCUCUCCAGGGGCUUCGGGGGCUUCGGCAGCCGCAGCGUCAGCGGAGCCUUCCGCUCAGGCUCCUGUGGCCGCAGCUUCGGAUACCGCUCCGGAGGCGUCUGCGGGCCCACUCCCCCCUGCAUCACCACCGUGUCUGUCAACGAGAGCCUGCUCACGCCCCUCAACCUGGAGAUCGACCCCAAUGCGCAGUGCGUGAAGCAUGAGGAGAAGGAGCAGAUCAAGGGCCUCAACAGCAGGUUCGCCGCCUUCAUCGACAAGGUGCGCUUCCUGGAGCAGCAGAACAAGCUGCUGGAGACCAAGUGGCAGUUCUACCAGAACCGCAAGUGCUGUGAGAGCAACCUGGAGCCGCUGUUCGAGGGCUACAUCGAGACGCUGAGGCGGGAGGCCGAGUGUGUGGAGGCUGACAGUGGGAGGCUGGCCGCUGAGCUCAACCACGUGCAGGAGGCCAUGGAGGGCUACAAGAAGAGGUACGAGGAGGAAGUCUCUCUGAGAGCUACAGCUGAGAAUGAAUUUGUGGCUCUGAAGAAGGACGUGGACUGUGCCUACCUGCGCAAGUCAGACCUGGAGGCCAACGUGGAGGCGCUGACCCAGGAGAUUGACUUCUUGAGGCGACUGUAUGAGGAGGAGAUCCGCGUCCUCAACGCCCACAUCUCGGACACCUCCGUCAUCGUCAAGAUGGACAACAGCCGGGAACUGAACAUGGACUGCAUUGUGGCCGAGAUCAAGGCUCAGUAUGAUGACAUCGCCACCCGCAGCCGGGCUGAGGCCGAGUCCUGGUACCGCACCAAGUGCGAGGAGAUAAAGGCCACAGUGAUCCGCCAUGGGGAGACUCUGCGCCACACCAGAGAGGAGAUCAAUGAGCUGAACCGCAUCAUCCAGAGGCUGACUGCCGAGAUUGAGAACGCCAAGUGCCAGAACUCCAAGUUGGAGGCAGCAGUGACCCAGUCUGAGCAGCAGGGUGAGGCAGCACUCAAUGAUGCUCGCUGCAAGCUGGCUGGGCUGGAGGAGGCUCUGCAGAAGGCCAAGCAGGACAUGGCCUGCCUGCUCAAGGAGUACCAGGAGGUGAUGAAUUCCAAACUGGGUCUGGACAUCGAGAUCGCCACCUACAGGCGCCUGUUGGAGGGCGAGGAGCAGAGGCUGUGUGAGGGCGUUGGCUCCGUGAAUGUGUGCGUGAGCAGCUCCCGCGGUGGCGUCGCCUCUGGCGAACUCUGCGUCUCUGGUACUGCCCCUGCUGUCAACACCAGAGUCUGCAGUGCGCCGAGCAACGGCAACGUGGUGGUGGGCACCCCCAACGCCUGCGCCCCCUGCGCCGGGGCGAGCAUCUACAGCGGAGGCUGUAAGAAGUGCUAGGAGGUCACAGCGCUGCAAGCCACCCUACCCAGACCCAGCCUUGUGCAAGGGACAGCCCCGCGGGACGGUGAACUGAUGUGUUCACCCCUCUGCCACCCGUCCUCUCAGCGCCCCAGCCCCGGGCAGUGCUGGUACCUCGGUCUCGUUCUGCAGCCGUUCCUAGCAGCUUGUCUUGAGGACUCUCCCUUUUCUUCCCUCUUUGUUUAUUGCUGGAGUCAGCGGUCUUGCAAGCCUGGAGGGUAUGUGGCCCCUGGAUCCUCCAGUGCCUGGCUUUACCGGGUCCCUGGCAUGCUUCUGCCUGGGCCUGGAGACACUGACCUACACUGUUGCUGGUGUUCUGGUGACCCAGAGCACCUCCUUCCAGAGCUGCUUGAGAAGCCCCUAAGAAGCCAGUGACUCAGCUGCCUGCAAGUGUGUCUUCGUCUCAGCCCACCUUUCCAAUAAACUA